GUUGGUCUAUAACAAUUAAUAAAGCUGUUUCGUUCCACAGGUGCCCCCAUUUUCCAAUGGCACCAAAAACACAGAGAUUAGAAUUCAGGCGAGAAGGGGAUCAAGGCAAAGAAGAAUAAUAGAAGUAUCAAAAUGGCAAGCCAAAAAUGUAUGGAAAUGGAAGGAGAAAUCAAGAGCUUAAUGAAGGUAUGGAUUUCAAUCCUAGCCUCCCUAUGUUACUGUUAUUUCAUAUCAUCAAGGGUACCCAAAGGCUUGUUGAGGUUUUUGACCCUCUCCCCAGUGUUGUACCUAUUCACCAUCCUACCUCUUCAACUCACCACUGUCCUCCCAACAGGUGUCACUGCCUUCUUCAUCACUUGGCUCACCAACUUCAAACUCCUCCUCUUCACUUUUGAUUUGGGCCCUCUCACACCAAACUCAAACUCCCUUCUUCACUUCCUCUCUUUUGCAUGCCUCCCAAUUAGACUAACCCCCUUAAAUUCAAAAUCAAAAUCAAAAUCAAAAUUAAAAUUGCAUUUCAUUAUUUUUCCAAUCAAGGUCUUUCUUUUCAGUCUCUCACUCAUGAGCCUUAAAGAUCAAUACAAACAAAAACUUCACCCUACAAUUAUUUUGGGCAUAUAUUGUACCCUUCUGUAUCUUUUAAUGGAUGUUGUUUUGGGACUAUGCAACAUUGUGGUCAAUGCUGCAUUUGGGAUUGAGCUUCAGUUGCCGUCGGAUGACCCUUAUUUGUCAACUUCUUUGCGUGAUUUCUGGGGGAGAAGGUGGAACCUCAUAGUAACAUAUACUCUGCGUCACACUGUAUACAAACCCGUGAGGUCAUUAUUAAUGUCCAAGACCGUGUUGGGCCCCCAGUGGGCCUCGGUGUCCGGAGUCAUGGCAACUUUCUUGGUGUCUGGUCUAAUGCACGAGCUGAUUUUCUACUACGUCACACGUGUUAGUCCCACGUGGGAGGUCACGUGCUUCUUUUUGCUCCAUGGGGUGUGUGCCGUUGCGGAGUUUGGUGCGGUGAAGUGGUUGGGCGCUAAAUGGAGACUGCAUUGGGCCUUGUGUGGGCCCAUUACGGUGGCGUUUGUGAUAGUCACCGCCGCGUGGCUCUUCUUUCCACCGUUGAUGCAUGAUGGCACAGAUGAGAGAACCAUCAAGGAGUUCAACGAUGUAGUUGAGUGUGUGAUGGGAAAAUUUUACUAGUCCCAUUUCAUUGAACAUUAUAUGUUUCUAUUAUGUCAAAUUUUCCAUUAUUCACAUAUGCAUAAAAAAAAGUUACAAUGAAUAAAAUCAAUCUUAAAAAAUUAAAAAAAAA
Glycine soja is the source of this 1300-nucleotide messenger RNA. RefSeq names its product probable long-chain-alcohol O-fatty-acyltransferase 5. The transcript has a single exon. The record is from RefSeq and is a predicted model, not a curated record. Gene Ontology annotation, biological process: lipid metabolic process. Lineage: Eukaryota; Viridiplantae; Streptophyta; Magnoliopsida; Fabales; Fabaceae. Bases 133 to 1188 code for a protein of 351 amino acids.